CAAAGAUUGUAUAGCUGUAUCAUUAGGCAUGGACUAUGCUACAGAUGAUGCACUCUUGUUACUAGUUAGAUUUCCUUUGACAUUAAGCUAAUCUUGUAAGUGCGACUUCCAAUCAUUAAUGUGGAUUACAUAGACAGUGGCAAUUAAUGUGUAUGAGAUAUAUUGAGCGAUCGAAAUCAUUUAAGUCUGGGAGUGACAUUUGAUAUUUCUUUUCGAUUAGCAUCAGGUUAUAUAUGGCGACUGGUUUCUUGGAUAUCCAACAUUUGAACUUCAGUUCUUUUGUGGAUGCGAACGUUUCCUUCUUUUCGACUUACUGAUUUUGAUAUGAACUUAUUUGAGGCGGACCCAGAUGGCAAAUGAAUGAAGAUUUCAACUUUGAUGACAUUAAGUGGACAUAUAUUUAACGGUGUGAUUAACUUACAGAAAUAAAAAUAAUAUAAUAAUUCCAGGAAAAGCAGAUUCAAAUUAAACGAUAUAAACAUUGACGUCGCCAAGCAGGGACACAAUAAUAUAUAAGAUAUAAUUCAUCCGAAGAAAAUUACGUUACUUCUAAAAACAAACUGAAUAAAGAUUUUCCUAGUAGUAAAAUGAGCGUGUGUUUAAGUGCUAUAGACGAACAGCUGGGCGGAAAAUGGGAGCUGGAUCGCUCAGAGAACUUUGACGAAGCUUUACAGGAAAUGGGUCUGAAUGUUGUGUUCAGAAAACUAGCGAGCCAUGCCAAACCAAGUAUGGAGAUCGAACUGGAGGAUGGGAAGGUCAAGAUCAACGCCAAGGCCGCCUUCUUCACACAAACCAUGGUGUUCCCCAUCAAUGAACCGUAUGAGCAGGAGUUUGAAGGAAUCAAGAUGAAGUGUAUGACAAAAUGGGAAAACAACAAGCUGGUAACGGAGGCAAUACCGGAAGAGCCAGACAAACAUAAAGCACAGAAAUUCCACAGAGAGCGAGUCAACGACGAACUUGUACAGACGAUGUUUAUAGGCGAUGUAGUUUGCACGAGAGUAUUCAAGCAGCAGAAGUGAUAACCUGACGACAUCUAUAACCGGAUUAUUUUCGACAUUUGAUAACUCGAUGUUGUGAAGCUAUCGAUACAAUGCUGACAAAAUAUUGAAUAGUUAAAAAUCUGUGGUGAUUUCAGAAUUUAAAUAUUUACUUUUUGCUGCGGUUACCAGCUAUUAAAGGAAAUACCAGACGCAAUGGGAUUGUAUAAAUCGAAAUUGCAACGGCUUUAUCUUUAGAUGUUUUCUUUGCCAUUGAAUUGUGCAUUGAUUUAUUAAUUCUGCAAACAAAAGAUAUUACUUUAAAUGUUUACAAUACAUUAUGUGUUCACUUUAGUUCAUUAAGCGUCAGACAGACAAUAGCAUAGCAGAAAAAAUUAUAAAAAAGUAUUAUUUGUAUUCCCAUAUUGGCAAUGUUUCAACCCUUGUAUAAAUAAAACGGACUUUUAAA
Messenger RNA from Mya arenaria, 1446 nucleotides. Its product is annotated as cellular retinoic acid-binding protein 2-like. The record is from RefSeq and is a predicted model, not a curated record. The transcript has 4 exons. Gene Ontology annotation, molecular function: fatty acid binding. Bases 588 to 1019 code for a protein of 143 amino acids. Gene Ontology annotation, cellular component: cytosol; nucleus. NCBI's taxonomy places the organism in Eukaryota, Metazoa, Mollusca, Bivalvia, Myida, Myidae. Gene Ontology annotation, biological process: fatty acid transport.